AUGGGAGCAGAACAGACCGGUGGUCUGCAGAUCAGACUGGUUAAUGGGAGUGGUCUCUGCUCUGGGAGAGUGGAGGUCUACCUCAAUGGCCAGUGGGGAACAGUGUGUGAUCAUGGCUGGGAUAUGGAUGAUGCUGCAGUGGUCUGCAGGCAGCUUGGCUGUGGGAGUGCUCUGUUUGCUCCAGGUAGUGCCUACUUUGGAGAGGGGAACGGGAGCAUCUGGAUGGAUGAUGUUCAGUGUUCAAGCAGCGAGUAUAUAGAUGAGUGCACAGACACCUCUGUGUGCGGCCCCAACGCAACCUGCAGCAACACUGUGGGAGGAUACACCUGCUCCUGUCACCAUGGAUACAGAGCCCCCGCAGGGGUCACUCUCACCAACUCCACAUACCCCUGCCAAGAUAUAGAUGAGUGCACAGACACCUCUGUGUGCGGCCCCAACGCAACCUGCAGCAACACUGUGGGAGGAUACACCUGCUCCUGUCACCAUGGAUACAGAGCCCCCGCAGGGGUCACUCUCACCAACUCCACAUACCCCUGCCAAGAUAUAGAUGAGUGCACAGACACCUCUGUGUGCGGCCCCAACGCAACCUGCAGCAACACUGUGGGAGGAUACACCUGCUCCUGUCACCAUGGAUACAGAGCCCCCCCAGGGGUCACUCCCACCAACUCCUCAUGCCCCUGCCAAGAUGUGGAUGAAUGCAGGGAGAAUGCUACAAUCUGCGGCUCAAACGCAACCUGCAGCAACACCGCUGGCAGCUUCACCUGUGAGUGUAAGGAGGGAUUCAUUGCCAGCCCGGGGCUGGAAUGGAAGUUGGGAGUCACCACCUGUACAGAUAUAGACGAGUGCACAGACACCUCUGUGUGCGGCCCCAACGCAACCUGCAGCAACACUGUGGGGUCAUACAGCUGCUCCUGUCACCAUGGAUACAGAGCCCCCCCAAGGGUCAUUCUCACCAACUCCACAUACCCCUGCCAAGAUGUGGAUGAAUGCAGGGAGAACCCUACAAUCUGCGACUCAAACGCAACCUGCAGCAACACCGCUGGCAGCUUCACCUGCGAGUGUAAGGAGGGAUUCAUUCCCAGCCCGGGGCUUGAAUGGAAGCUGGGCGUCACCACCUGUACAGGUGUGACAGAGGGCUUAAAUACAGCAGAAUGUGAGGGUAAAUCAGUGGAGUGGUGCCAGCUGGACUCUGUGGUUAAUCUGCUAGACAACAGCAGCUCACUGGUGCUUCCACCCACAACAGUGGAAACGCUGCUGAAUGCAACCCUGAAUGCUGUGGAUGUGCUGUCUGUGAGGGAGGGUGAGGUCAGAGACAAGCUGAGAGAUACCAUGCUGGAGGUCACAGAGAAGCUGGCGUCAGCGCUGGUGAAGCCCACACAAAACCAGAGCUUUGCCAGCGUCAAUACCACACAAAUAGAGGUACAAACAUUUGCCAUCGGGCCAGAAGCCAACCUGACAGACACACCUCAGCUGAAAUCGAGAAACAACCUUUUGGAAAUUGAUCUACUUGGCAUCGCUAAGAACAACAAUGGAUCUGCAGCGGUGGCCUUCAUGACCUACACCAACAUGGAGGACGUGCUGAAGGCUGAAUUCUUCCACACGAAGAGGAAGAGCAACAAGACCAUGAUGUCCAGUGUCGUCUCUGCCUCCAUCCCCAAAACUAAAAACACAACAUUGCCCAGUCCAGUCAACUUUACCCUGAGACACCUCAUACAGGUGGACCCUGAGGGCCAGCUCACCUGUGUGUACUGGAAUCAGAGCAGGUGGAUCGUGGAUGGCUGUGAGCUCACAGAGACCAACACCACUCACACCGUGUGCACCUGCAACCACCUGUCCACCUUUGCCCUCAUCAUGCAGACGGGCACACCACCUGAGGAUGACAUCAUCUUGAAGUGGAUCAGCAUGAUUGCAUUGUCAGUGGGGCUGCUGUUUCUGGCCCUGGCCAUCCUGACCUUCAUCCUCUUUCGCCGGAACCCUAAAGUCAGCAACACAGCACGCCUGAACCUCUCCGUCUGCCUCUUCCUGGCCCACCUGCUCUUCCUGCUGGUGCAGAGUUUCCUCUCUCACAUCCAGAAGCACAAGGUGUGUGCAGUGAUCUCGGGCGUGCUGCACUUCCUCUUCCUGUCCAGCUUUAUGUGGAUGUUCCUGGAGGCUCUGCAGCUCUUCCUGCUGGUGCGCAACCUGCAAGAAGUUAGGGUUAUACAGAGGGAGGGAAUCCACUUGGGCUUCCUGCUGCUGAUUGGCUACGGCAUCCCCUCCCUGGUGGUGUGUGUGUCUGCAGGAGUGGUUCCCCAUGGAUACGGCAGCAAAGAGUGCUGGCUGAAGACUGAUGAAGGCUUCAUCUGGUCUUUUCUGGGGCCAGUGUGUUUUCUCCUUGCAGUGAAUGUCAUCCUCUUUACUACCAUCACUGGAUACCUGUGGUUUGCUCUGGCUGGCCGGGACAAGGAAAUCUCUCAACUGAAAGACACCAGGAUGAUGGUGGUAAAAAUACUAUUCCAGUUCAUCAUUCUUGGUUGCUCCUGGAUGUUCGGCUUCUUUGUGAAUAACAGCAAGGUGCUGGAGUAUCUCUUCCUGCUUAUAACCUCCCAGCAGGGCACAUUCAUCUUCCUAGUGCACUGCGUCUUCAGAACAGAGGUUCAGGAAUGGUACAGGAAGUGGUGGAAGAUCCUUCGCAACUCCAGUGAUGCCUCUGACUCCUGUAACUCCUCCAAGACAUUCCCGAUGUCCUCGAACGUCACAGUGAGUGAAAGCUGA
Messenger RNA from Megalops cyprinoides (Indo-Pacific tarpon), 2754 nucleotides. RefSeq names its product adhesion G protein-coupled receptor E1-like. Lineage: Eukaryota; Metazoa; Chordata; Actinopteri; Elopiformes; Megalopidae. Gene Ontology annotation, cellular component: membrane. Gene Ontology annotation, biological process: adenylate cyclase-activating G protein-coupled receptor signaling pathway; cell surface receptor signaling pathway. Bases 1 to 2754 code for a protein of 917 amino acids. Gene Ontology annotation, molecular function: calcium ion binding; G protein-coupled receptor activity. The record is from RefSeq and is a predicted model, not a curated record. The transcript is spliced from 20 exons.